This is a messenger RNA of Branchiostoma floridae (Florida lancelet), 1507 nucleotides long. RefSeq names its product immediate early response 3-interacting protein 1-like. The record is from RefSeq and is a predicted model, not a curated record. The transcript is spliced from 3 exons. Gene Ontology annotation, biological process: endoplasmic reticulum to Golgi vesicle-mediated transport. The coding region runs from base 87 to 332 and encodes 81 amino acids. Gene Ontology annotation, cellular component: COPII-coated ER to Golgi transport vesicle; endoplasmic reticulum membrane; Golgi membrane. NCBI's taxonomy places the organism in Eukaryota, Metazoa, Chordata, Leptocardii, Amphioxiformes, Branchiostomatidae.
AAGUAAAAAGAUCGAGUCUACGUGUACUUUUAUGAUAAGGCUUCCCCUUUCAAAGAAAUGGACUAUCCCAUCAAGUAGCAUCCAAGAUGGCGCUGGGUCUGUAUUCGCUGAUCGAAGCUGCACUGCUCUGUGUGAAUGCGAUUGCCGUGCUGAAUGAGGAGAGAUUCCUGUCUAAAGUUGGAUGGGCCACAGACACAGUCAGUGGGUUUGGUGAGCAGCCUGGGAUGAAGUCACAGAUCAUCAACCUCAUCAGAUCAGUGCGCAUGGUCAUGAGGAUACCCCUGAUUAUUGUGAACACUAUAACUAUAGUGCUUCUCCUGCUGUUUGGAUAGCAGACAUCUUGACAUUUACAUUGUUACAAGACUUCGACCUGCUCCAAGAUACAAUAAUCCCAGCCCAUGAGCGUCUUCUAUCCAAGUGGUGUGGGACAACAUCUUUUCCCCUGGUUGAAUUCAUACCACAACUCCUAUCAAUACAACCCUAUGCUGGUGAUACUGGGUUUGACACUAGUCUUGACCAAAAUCAUAUAAUGUAUGUUCUUAUAGUAUAUAAAUUUUCAGUUUUGGUAAUGCAUAUUUUCAUGUAGUAAAUCUCUUCAAUGUGUAUGGUCUCUGUAACUUGUGUUUGCAAAUGUCAAGCAAAUGUCAUUUCCCUGGUGGUGCAAGCUAAUGUUACAAAGACAUGACUUUAUUGAGUUCAACUUACAUCUGAAGGAUUCAGAAUGAUCUGGGACAUGUUUUUUCCACAUAAGAUAAUAAGUUAAUAAGUAUCUCAGAUGAAGUUGUGUUUGUUGGGCUGAAAUGUAGGUAAAAGCAAAACUGGCCUUGAAAUGUGAAUCUAGAUGUGCAACUUGAGGCAAAGUUAACAUUAGUGUUCGGUAAGGCUAGGAAUUCACACAGAGACAACGUCAGCUUUUACACUGCCUUAUUAUGUAAAGUUUUUAAAGAGCACAUGUACAAUGUCAUGAACGUAACACUAACAGGAUGGGCAUUUGUAUAGUUUUUCAAAUAUUCAUGAUUAAACACACAUUAAGACAUAUGAUAAUCUUCAUUCUCUUGUCUUACUUUUUCCAUAGUUGAUCACAAAUACCAGGUAAUGGGCUGAACACGCCCUAAAACCUCCCAAACUUAUACAGGUCUCCUGAAUUAUGGAUUGCACAUGCCAGAUUCUCAUACAUGUCUCAAUGUAAACUCCUCACUCUCCAAAUCUGUAUCAAUCUUUUCCAUAAUGCUUCAUACCAACACCGAUGAACUUUCAUGCUAGUACAUGUGUUGCCUUUUCAAGUAACAUUCCUACAUUGCACCUCUUCUUCACUGUUAUCUGUCAUUGCAUCACAUCUCGUACCUUCUGUAGCCUAUUCACCUCUCAUUAUCAACUUUUCAUGGCAAUCAUCAGCUUUUCAAGACAUUAACGUUCUGCUUUAUAUAAAACAAUAUAUAAUAUUUAAAUAUUUAACGUACCAAGGCUAGAUUCAAACAUAAAUUGAGCUGCAAUAUUGAAGGAUGCA